UGAAGAGCAGCAAAGCAGCAGAAACAUUCGAGUAUUCCAGCCGCAAACAUGAACAGUGAUGAGGUUCAAAUAAUCAAGAAGACAUGGGAGAUUCCCGUGGCGACACCAACAGACUCUGGGGCUGCUAUACUCGCAUUGUUUUUCAAUCGCUAUCCGUCCAACUUGGAGAAAUUUCCAUUCCGUGAUGUGCCACCGGCCGAAUUAAGCACUAAUUCACGCUUUAGGGCGCAUGCCGGACGCAUCAUUCGCGUUUUCGAUGAGUCCAUUCAGGUGCUUGGACAGGAUGGUGACCUGGAGAAGCUGGAUGAGAUAUGGACUAAGAUUGCUACCAGCCACAUACCACGCAAAAUCUCCAAAGAGUCUUAUAACCAACUGAAAGAGGUAAUUCUGGAAGUGCUUACGGCUGCAUGCAGUCUUAGUGAGAGUCAAGCACAAGCGUGGGCUAAACUGGUGGAUCAUGUCUACGAUAUCAUCUUCAAGGCCAUUAAUGAUGAUGGAGAUGCCAUCUGAAGUGACGCCAUCUGAGAUGGGGACUGGGGUGACAGAAAAUAGCUCAUAAUGCAAGACACGGCUUACGUAGUUUUAAGUAAACAAUUAAUAAUAAAUGUUAGCUAUUUUCAUUUUGUAUUUGUGAGUAAAAGUCCACACGCAAUGAUACAAACACAAAUACAUGAAAUCUCACAUACACUCAAUACACUAACACAGUUGCACAUUGCUCUGUAAAGCUUUAACCCAUUGUCAGCCUUAAGCAAUAAAUAAUAAAAAAUAAAAUAAAAAACUCGCUUAUAACCGUAUAAAAAA
Messenger RNA from Drosophila albomicans, 801 nucleotides. Its product is annotated as globin CTT-VI-like. Gene Ontology annotation, molecular function: heme binding; oxygen binding. Bases 49 to 510 code for a protein of 153 amino acids. The transcript is spliced from 3 exons. Lineage: Eukaryota; Metazoa; Arthropoda; Insecta; Diptera; Drosophilidae. The record is from RefSeq and is a predicted model, not a curated record.